Messenger RNA from Penicillium salamii, 474 nucleotides. Lineage: Eukaryota; Fungi; Ascomycota; Eurotiomycetes; Eurotiales; Aspergillaceae. The record is from the annotation of a GenBank genome assembly.
AUGCCACCCACUCAAUCCAAAAUCGACUCGCGCGCUGCGACACUCCUCUUGAAGAAGCACAAAACCACGGUCCUUCUGAUGAUUCAACCCCACGAAACACUCGAUUACCUCAAAGAGAUCUUGCUACAAGCUUUGAAGUCGCGUGCUUUGAAUGAAAUCAGCGGCGACUCUGUUCCUGAUGACUCUUUUGAUAUCGAGCUUGGUGUGCCAGUGGAUCGUGCAGACCUUGAGAAAGGUUGGAGAUCUCUAGAAACAGACCUAGCAGAACUUGCCGAAGAAGGCGCCCAGACGAAGAACAAAGGAAAAUCAAGGAAAGAAUCGCCCACUAUAUUGGAGACAGGCAUCCAAAGUGGUCACACUCUUGCAUUCCGCUUCCGCAAGAACGAGGGUCAAAGUCAUGAUCAAAUAGAUCUAGUAACGGAGGACCCGGGCUGGGAUGUCAUCAUUCCAAGCUACGACGACGAGGAAAUGUGA